This is a messenger RNA of Coniosporium apollinis CBS 100218, 3252 nucleotides long. RefSeq lists its product as uncharacterized. Lineage: Eukaryota; Fungi; Ascomycota; Dothideomycetes. The transcript is spliced from 2 exons. The record is from RefSeq and is a predicted model, not a curated record. The coding region runs from base 1 to 3252 and encodes 1083 amino acids.
AUGCACGUUGAACUCCCUCCUUCCCACCUCCUCCAAGGCUCCUCCGACCCCCCGCUCUCAGUUCCUCCUCCUCAAACGCGCCAGAAGCCGGCUCCGCUAGCGGGACUCGCUGUGCAGUCCUUUGCAGCUUUUCGAGCACAAACGCCUUCGUUGCCCGCGCCCUCUCCAGUCCGACGAAAGCCGCUGCCUGCCAAUUCUCCGCAGACAGCUGCUCCGUUCCAUUCCGUCGACCAUACAGUGACAGCUAGAGCUGCAGAGCGGGCCAACGUCCAGCGGUCCUUCUCCCUCGACAGUCCCCCGCCCUUGGCUCUGCCGCGGGCAGACCGGGAUCUAUCCCCUCUCCUGAGCGGCGCGCAGGAACCCUUUGCGCCCCGAGACCUCGACAAAGACCCUCAUGGGAACACGCCAUUGAUCCCGCAGGCGAUAUCCACAUCUACCGACACGCGACUCCCGGGCCAACAAAGAAACCCGGGGCCAUAUGAGCCACAACUUGAACAAGCAAGUCCCUCGGAGAACAAAGCUCGACCACGGAAUGUCCGUGCGAUCAGCAGUUACCACACCGCCCGCUAUUCGAUAUCCGAUUCAGAGGAGAUUGCUCCCUCUCCAAGGCACUCGCGGUCCAACACCAUGUCAUCCUUGGAUUCGGCAAGACCAACAAGACCACCUGACCUGAAGCUACAAUACGACGGCAUCACCGAAGAAUUCCUAGACAAUCACUAUGAUCAAGGCUUGUCAGAAGCGGCUACUGCCGUCAACCAGCCAAAGUCACCUGGCGGAAGGUUCACCUCACUCUUCGGCUGGAGCAAAACGCCUGGCGCCGAGUCACCGAGUACGACAUUUUCUGAUCGAUCCGUAUCUCCAGCGCCUUCACUACGCAAAGCGGAGCCUUCCACCGAGAGGCUGUGGCCCAGCAACAAGCAUGCCCCUGCAGGCCUCGACGUAAAAAUGGCUAACGCCUCAUCUCAGCAAUCGUACUUCAACCUCCCUGGCACGCCACUGCUAUCCAGCUCUACGGGCAUGAACGCCCACGUCGAAGAACUCGAAUGCCAGCUCAAGGAGCUGAGCUCUCAACUCGCGACGUCCAUCCGCAGGGAGAUGGAGCUGGAAGAUGAAGUCGAGAGGUUGAACAUGGAAGGCCUCCAAUCAGUCCCCGAGGUGAACCGACGGACGAGCGACUAUUACUCGGAUUCUGGCGCCAGCUCUGUCAGACAACAUCUUGGCGACAGUGAGACCAAGAUUGAAGCCUUGGAGAGAUUGCGUAGGAAGGCAGAGCAAGAAAUGGCCCAGCUCAAAGUCGACACGGCAGAGAGGCUCCAGCAGGAGCUGCGACGGCGCAGGGAUUUGGAAGCGCGGGUACAAUCGCUGGAAGAGAAGCUUGAAUCUCGGGACAGCAUUCAGGCCGAAAUCUUGGAAGAGGCUGAGCAAGCACGCGGGCUAGAAGCUGUUCUUGACGACACUCGCCGGCGGCUGAGCGAAGAACGGCAAUUCAAAGAGAACUUCGAGGAGAUGCUGGCGGCUAUGCGUCAAGAGCUCCAAGAGUACAGGGACGAAAGGGACAACCUUCGUGAAGAGGUUGUUCCGCAGCUGCAAGCUAGAGUUGAAGGUCUCGAGGCAGAAGCUAUUGGUACUCAAGCUCUCACCUACGAGAACUCCCGUAUGCAGCAGCAGAUCCAGUCGCUCCAGCACGAGAACCAGGGUCUAGCGCACGCCCUGAGAUCGCAGCAAGACUCUCCCCAACAGGGCUCUCGCAUCGACUCUCUCCACGAAGAGAGUGAGACCCUCCCGCCGCUGAAGUCGCCCCGGAUAGGCCUGUCGAGGUCCAACUCGCUCGCCAGGACUUCAAUCCUUGGUCUGAAGCGUCUGUCAAGGUCUAACUCAGUUAAGGAAAAGAGCUCGUUAACAAGAUCGGGCUCUGUUAAGGAAAAGGUUGAGCGAUUAGAGCCUCGGGAUGCGCUUCACGACCGCACCAAGGACAUCGAAGACCAGCGCGACGCUCUGCACAGGGCCUUGCGGUGUUUGUUGCAGCGGCACGAGUACCAGGCGAGGGAGCAUGCGAAACAUAUCAAAAUCCUCGAGAUGGAACGCGACCGGGCGCUGAACGCCACGCCAAGACGCACAGCCUUCAACAAGGAGGUCACACAUUUGAGGGACGAAGUCAACCAUCUCCGCCGCCGUGCCGACGACGCUCUCGAGCAGAAAUGGCAAUGCGAAAAAGGGCUUAGCGGCCUGCGAAUGGACCUCGAUCGCGCUGAGCAAGAGACAAGUUCGCUUCGCGACUUACUCCAGGAACGUGACAUCUUCAUACCCGAGCGCAAAGCUUCCACGAGCUCUAUGACAGAGCUGGACACUGGCAAUCCAUCGGCUUCAUUGUCACUCAACAAGGCAUACAAGGAGCUGCAGACAACCCAUGCUCUCUCCCUGGCACGAAUUAGACAUAUGGAAGACGAAGGCCCGCUAGGCGAAACGAGUGCAGAAGCCGAGCGAACACUGGAUCUGUUGAGGCAGAGCAUUUCCGAUGCCGAAGUAGAGCGGGACUUUGCACGGCGGGAAGCCGAGGAAUAUCGACAACAAGCCCGAGCGCUCCAGCAGUCUGAGCUCGCGCACCUUGGCAAGGAACAGAGUCUCGCAGCAGAGCUCUACGCUUCAGCAGCCCGCAUGGAUGAGCUUGCAUCACAAGUACAGCAGCAGCUCCACUCCAAUCAACUGCUCCGGCAUCGACUUGCUGACGCAAUCGGCCGCGGCGAGCGAGAGCAGAAAUCUUCGGCGGCAAAGAUUGUUGACAUGCAGGGCAAGCUCAAGUCGCUAGAAGAUAAAGUUAUGGCUGCACAGCACCACUCAGAAGAGAUGGUCUCGCGUCACGAAGAGGAGCUUAAGGACGUCCAAGACAGCCACAACACACAGCUCCAGCGCAUGAAGAACGGCCUGCUCAGCCCCUCGAAGCCUUCACCGUUGACUCCGCUCUCGCCGCUUUUUGCACUCAGGCAACCCCGACUGGACAAAACGACCAGCGGCUUCGGCCAGUCCAUGGCCGAAGCGACGAGGACGGAGUUGCUGGAGAAGAGAGUCGGGGACCUGGAAAAGGCGCUCAGGGACGCGGAUCAUGAGAUGCAGGAGGUGGUGAGCAGGAUGAACAUUGCGCAGAUCGAGGUUGCGGAACUGCAGGCCGAGAAGGAUGAGGCGAUGAGACGGACGAGGAGGCUGCAGGCUGAGAUGCUGGCUGAGCGGGAAAAGGUCAGGGCUCUGGCUUCCUAG